CCCCUGCUUCUUCUUCGUAUUCUAAAACCCUAACUCUGAUCAAUUUCAUCCUUACGCUUCCAUGAAGCUUCGUAGUCGUUCUUCUGAUCCUUCUGACAAAGGUAAGAGCGUUGUGGAGAUAUCGGACUAUGAAGAUGAUGGUCACUCAUCCUCAGAUUCUGAUUACAGUGAAUAUAGUCAAGAAGGUCUUGACAAUGAUGAAGAUUUGGUUGAAGAAGAUUCAGAGGUUGAUGAGCCCAAGAGAAGGAAAAUUGGCUCAAGGAGAGAAAAGAUAAAAAAUCAGGAAAGGGAGGAACAAUUGGAUGAAGAAAUGGUGGUUGAAGUUGAUCAUGUUGAGCCUGUUGGAGAAGAUGUUGCUGUAGUAAAGAAAAUAACUAAUAAGAAAGGGAAGAAGACAAGACCAACAUUAAUGUGGGAGGUUUGGGAAGAAGAGACUGAGAAAUGGCUUGACCAGCAUAUGACAACAGAUAUUAAUUUAGAUAAUUUGAAUGAGGUAGUAGUGGAAACUGUUGAUGCAUCACCGGAUCUGAUUAUGCCACUUCUAAGGUACCAAAAGGAAUGGCUAGCCUGGGCAUUGAAGCAAGAAGAAUCUGCUUCAAGAGGGGGUAUCCUGGCUGAUGAAAUGGGGAUGGGGAAGACUGUGCAAGCGAUUGCUCUUGUACUUGCUAAACGGGCACUUUGCCGUGAAAUUGGUGAACCUGUUGGGCUGUCAACUGGUUCCUCCACAGGGUUACCAUGUGUCAAAGCAACCCUUGUUAUAUGCCCCUUAAUUGCUGUCAUGCAAUGGGUUAAUGAGAUCGAUCGAUUCACUGCAAAAGGAAGCAACAAGGUACUAGUAUAUCAUGGAGCCAACAGGGCGAAAACACUUUGUGAAUUUUCACAGUAUGAUUUUAUCAUAACUACAUACUCCAUCGUGGAGGCUGAAUAUCGGAAAAAUGUUAUGCCACCAAAAGAUAGGUGUCAGUGGUGUGGGAAAAUGUUUUAUAAGAAGAAACUACAAAUUCACCUGAGAUAUUUCUGUGGUCCUGAUGCUGUUAAAACCGAUAAGCAGUCGAAGCAGUCUAAAAAGAGAGGGAAACAUGGGGUAAAAUUGUCAAUGUCGAAAGAAGAUCCAUCUGCUGAAGGGGAUGAUAAAAAGAAGGCAAGUGACAAGAAUACAAAGCGUCAGAGGAAGAAAGAGCAAUUAGAAGCUGGUGGUUCUUCAGAGAGUCCCUCAGGUUCUUCAUAUAAAUCGUCUCAGAAGUCUAUUUUGCACUCUGUAAAAUGGACUCGCAUUAUUCUGGAUGAGGCUCAUUACAUAAAAGAUAGACGCUGUAAUACCACCAGAGCUGUUUUUGCGUUAGAGUCCUCCUAUAAAUGGGCUUUAAGUGGCACUCCCCUUCAAAAUCGUGUUGGAGAACUCUACUCACUUGUUCGCUUCUUACAAGUAACUCCAUUCUCUUAUUACAUGUGUAAAGACUGUGAUUGUAAAGUGCUUGAUAGUCCAAAUUCAGUAUGCCAAGACUGCCCUCACAAAUCAGUGAGACACUUCUGUUGGUGGAAUAGAUACAUUGCUAAUCCCAUUGCAAAUGGAGGGCGUACGGAUCAGGGUAAAAGAGCUAUGAUUCUGCUGAAGGAUAAGGUUUUGAAGAGCAUAUUGUUACGGCGUACUAAGAAGGGUAGAGCUGCAGAUCUUGCACUCCCCCCUAGAAUAAUUUCACUGAGGCGUGACUACCUUGAUAUUACAGAGAAGGAUUAUUACACAUCACUCUAUAGUGAAAGUCAAGCUCAAUUUAACACAUACAUUGAAGCAGGAACACUAAUGAACAACUAUGCUCAUAUUUUUGACCUCCUAACGCACCUGCGACAGGCUGUUGAUCAUCCUUAUCUUGUGGUGUACUCCAAAUCUGCUGUUGAAAGAAGGGCAGGCGAGGCCGGAUCUACUGAUGAACAAGUUUGUGGUUUAUGUCAUGAUGUAGCAGAAGACCCUGUGGUCACAUCAUGUGGGCAUCUCUUCUGUAAGCCGUGUCUGAUUGAAUUUUCAGCUAGCUAUGGUCAACCUGCAUGCCCUUCAUGUUCGAAACCACUUACGGUGGACUUCAGUUCAAACAAGGAUCAAGAAGAUCAGAAGCCUAAAAUGAGCGUGAAAGGAUUUAAGUCAACAAGUAUUAUCAACAGAAUCCGUCUUGAAGAUUUCCAGACAAGCACCAAAAUUGAUGCUUUGAAGGAAGAAAUCAGAUUCAUGGUCGAAAGGGAUGGUUCUGCUAAAGGAAUUGUAUUCAGCCAGUUCACAUCAUUUCUGGAUUUGAUAAGCUAUUCUUUGCAGAAGUGUGGCGUGAAAUGUGUUCAGUUAGAUGGAUCCAUGAGCAUGGCUGCCAGAGAAGCUGCAAUUACCAGAUUCACGGAGGAUGGGGAGUGCAGAGUCUUCCUGAUGAGCUUGAAAGCUGGAGGUGUUGCUUUAAAUCUUACAGUUGCCUCACAUGUAUUCUUGAUGGACCCUUGGUGGAAUCCGGCUGUGGAGCAGCAAGCACAAGAUAGAAUCCAUCGAAUAGGUCAAUACAAACCAAUCAGGGUUGUGAGGUUUAUAAUAGAGAACACCAUUGAAGAGAGAAUUCUGAAUCUGCAAGAGAAGAAGAAAUUGGUGUUCGAGGGGACGGUGGGAGGCUCAAACGAAGCUCUGGGAAGGCUGACGGAGGCCGAUAUGAGGUUUCUUUUUGCGACCUAACUUGCUUUCAUUCAAAUGGCAAAUGUUAAUAUUAGAAAAAAGGGUUUAAUUUAUUUUGGUUUAACCAUCUUAAAUGAAGAAGCUAGAAAACUUGUAGUAACGGUUUUCUCCGAAAGUGGGUCUUUUGGUGGUAGUGACUGGCGACGAAGUCGUGGUUGGCUUUAGAGCUGUUUUCUAUUUGUUUUGUUGUGAAAUGUGAAUAGAAAGAGAUGUUAGAAAUCUGCUUUUGUUGUUG
This is a messenger RNA of Cynara cardunculus var. scolymus (artichoke), 2939 nucleotides long. Its product is annotated as DNA repair protein RAD16. Gene Ontology annotation, molecular function: ATP binding; ATP-dependent chromatin remodeler activity; metal ion binding. Lineage: Eukaryota; Viridiplantae; Streptophyta; Magnoliopsida; Asterales; Asteraceae. The transcript is spliced from 16 exons. The coding region runs from base 62 to 2704 and encodes 880 amino acids. The record is from RefSeq and is a predicted model, not a curated record.